AUGCUGGUCAUGGCAAAUCUGAACAUGCCAACCCCGCCAGCGCUGUAUCAGGGCCUGCCAUCGGCCGCCUCAGCUGAUCAGGUCUUCCCUCCGGAUCCCCCGCGCAUCAAGGCAACGUCAGACGACCACUCGCCACCUCCCAUCACGAAAAGCAAUUCGGCGGACGAAGGUCCCACCGAAGAGGAAAUCAAAGUCAACCAACAGCUAACCGAAGCCACGUUGGAAGCUCUCAACGGGCCGAAACGUCUACAUGUGUCAAACAUACCAUUCCGUUUCCGAGAACCCGACCUCCGCCAUCUCUUCGGCGAUUAUGGGUGUAUCCUUGACGUCGAGAUCAUAUUCAAUGAGCGAGGAUCGAAGGGAUUCGGCUUCGUCACUUUCGCAGUCGGAUCGGAUGCUGACAACGCUCGCGACAACCUCAACGGAGUCGUCGUCGAGGGCCGCACGAUCGAGGUGAACAACGCAACUGCACGAGUGCACACGAAACGAGCCGCCUCACUCGCUGCCUCCACGGCGGCCGCAGUAGCUGCGGCAGCUGCAGCCGCAGCGCAAGGCGGAACGAACCUCGCGGCGACGGGAAACGCCGCCGUGUUGACGGGACGGAGGUUGUCACCGGUGGUGUCCAUCGCGGGACAAGGAACUCCGUCUUCCUUAGCGUUGGCUUCAGCGGCCAACCGCCUCGCGGCUUCGCCACUGGCUGCGUUGUCUGCCGUGUACCAAGACCCGUUGCUCGCGACGUACGCGGCCAACGCUGCCCUCGUCGCACAAGGCGCUCUGCCGGCAUCGUAUGCAGCCUCGGCCGCCUACGGGGUUUCAGCCGCGCGCCAAUACGCGGCGGCGCAAUUGGCGUGCGCCGCUCAGCCUGCCGCGCAGUUGGGAGCUUAUACGCAGGGCCCAAUGGCGGGAAAUCCCGCCGCAAUGUAUUAUGCGGCUGUGGCUCAGGCCACGGCUCAAGCUCCGGCGGUCUACGGAGGUCUUGACCCAUAUCUCACCACAGCAAGUGCCAAUGGAUUGUCCGCAUUGUCGCCGGGCUAUUCGCAACUCGUUGCGGGAAACGCCGCCGCAAAUGGAGCCUCCGCGGGCGUCGCAGCUUCUUCGUCGGCGUCAUGUGCGGCCGGACCUUCAGAAAGUCUUUCUCAGCAGGCGGAAAUUAUCCGACGUAUUCAACAAUCGCGCACGCUGCAGCAGAGCGCACUCUACAAAAAUUCUGUGCGCUUCAUGCCCUACUGA
This is a messenger RNA of Galendromus occidentalis (western predatory mite), 1230 nucleotides long. Its product is annotated as RNA binding protein fox-1 homolog 3-like. Gene Ontology annotation, biological process: regulation of alternative mRNA splicing, via spliceosome; nervous system development. Gene Ontology annotation, molecular function: mRNA binding. Lineage: Eukaryota; Metazoa; Arthropoda; Arachnida; Mesostigmata; Phytoseiidae. The record is from RefSeq and is a predicted model, not a curated record. The coding region runs from base 1 to 1230 and encodes 409 amino acids. The transcript is spliced from 7 exons. Gene Ontology annotation, cellular component: nucleus; cytoplasm.